Cuscuta epithymum is the source of this 1117-nucleotide messenger RNA. The record is from the annotation of a GenBank genome assembly. NCBI's taxonomy places the organism in Eukaryota, Viridiplantae, Streptophyta, Magnoliopsida, Solanales, Convolvulaceae.
AGAAGAAGCAGAAGAGGAAUAUUGUCGACUUACUGGUCGAAUUGGAUGAGUCUGAUGACGAGGAGGUGGAGCCUCACGUAGCCAUUUCUCCUGUGGCCCCCCAGGUCGCUGCGGGUAAAGGGCACGGAGCCCCCCGAGCCGAGAGGGGCAUGUCUUAGAGGGGGCGACUGUCACCCCAAAAUUCCAGUCUGUCGGGCAGGCGCAUGAAGAUGCUGGUAAGAAGAUGGCUGGGCGGGUUAGCUGCGACUCUCAGCACACAGUUGCUUACACCUUCCCAUCUCCGAGUGCCUCGGUUAUGCAUGAGGGCUUCCCGGUCGUGGAUUAUGCUUCAACAGUCUUACCGUCGGGUGACCUCGCACGUAUGACCUCCCAGGGGUUUCAGCCUCUCAUGGAGGGUUCUAUUCGGACCCAUGUUGAGGGACUUGCUAAGACCAUCGGGGCACUUUGGGCUGCCAACCAUUCUCAAGCGAGGCUUCAGCGUGAGGUUGAUGAAGUUAGAGCCGCCCUACAGGUUAGGGAGAAAGCUUUCUCCGAGUUGCAGCUCUCACAUGCAAGAGAGUGUGAAGAAGUGGCCAAGCAAGCGUCCAGGAAAGCGAUUCUCGAGUUCAAGGCCUCCAACGAAUUCCAGAAAACCACAUGUGACAUGGUGGAAGCGAAGGAAUCUGACUUAGUGAACAAGUGGCUGAAGACCGAUGAGGGGGAGUACUGGCAUGCUCUUGAAAUUAUGUACGCUUUUCAGAGCGGCAAGUACUUGACGCAGCAUAAAUUGUAGGUUUAAAUAUGUUUUUAGUCUCUGCAAAUAAAGCACAUUUUGUUUUACAUCCCUGCAAAAUUAUUUUUUUGUUUUUCGUCCCUACAAUUUAGGAUGAUUUUCGUUUUAGUCCAUCACUAAUGAUAGCAAUCUCCGUUUGACCUCGAAAUAACCCCGAUUAAUAGAUCUCUUCUAGUUCUUUGUCAUGUUAUUAAAAACAUGUUUAACUUUUAUUUUUUAGAAGGUUUUUAAUAUAUAUUUUUAAAAUGUGAAUACCUAGGUUUUACACUGUUUUAACUCUCAUAUUAGCCUAAAAAAAGUUUUAAAAGGAAGAAUUUAAAUAUUUCUAGUAGAUUUAUGUAACUG